GCGGCGCGCGCGCCUCAGUGUCCGCUGGUCGCUGCGAGCGCCGCUUCGCCACACCACAGCAACGCGACAGAGCGUUGCGCUUCGCACGCGGGCGUCGCCUUCCAUCUGCCGCGGAUUCCCGCUCAAUGGAAUAAAUUCCCUCUUUUUGUAGCACUACUUUCCCCGCACACCGACUGCGCCGUGCUGAAGUUUGAGACGACGCGCCGCGCGGCUAGUUAUUCGGGGAUGCACGAGUCUGAAGCCGCGCUCGUGUGACCGCGUAGCGCUCGCGCGUGAUUCAUUCAUUUCUUUUUCUCACGGCGCUGCCGGUGUUAUCACUGUUACUUGUUUUUUUUUUUUUUUUUAAACAGAAGAAAGAUGGACUAAAGUGCGUCGCUUCCACGAUGGGAUUGUUAAAACUUUCUUUCGUGCUCUUUGUAUUUCGUAUUGUUGCAGUUUUAGGGUUCGGGGUGGACCCAGCCUUGCGCGUGGACGUGUUCGGCGAGCUGCGCCUCGGGGACGCGUUUGCGGGAGUCUCGCAGGUGCCCGGCUUCCACAACGACACCAGGGCUUUUCUCUUCCAGGACACUGCGAGGGAUGUCAAGUCCUCAGCUGAUGCCACUGAGAGGAUCCUCCAGAAGCUGAGGAAUAAGAAGGAGUUCACGGUCCUGGCCACUGUGAAGCAGGAGACGCUCAACUCCGGCGUCAUCCUGUCCAUCCAUCGUUCAGAGCAGAGGUUCCUGGAGCUGGAGAGCAGUGGCCAGCGUAACGAGAUUCGUCUCCACUACCGUACGCAAGGCCAGCAGCCGCACACGGAGGUUUUCCCGUACACUCUGGCAGAUGACCAGUGGCACAAGGUCUCUGUAGCCCUCAGCGCCUCCCACAUCCUGCUGCAUGUGGACUGUAACAGGAUUUACGAGAGAGUGGUUGAGCCCCCGUCAAUGGACUUUCCAGAGGAGACUUCGAUCUGGCUCGGCCAGAGAAACAGUGCGCACGGCCUCUUUAAGGGAGUAAUGCAGGAUGUUCAGCUUCUUGUUAUGCCCCAGGGAUACAUCUCACAAUGUCCAGACCUGAAUCGCACCUGUCCCACUUGCAACGACUUCCAUGGACUUGUGCAGAAGAUAAUGGAACUGCAGGACAUCUUGGCUAAAACAUCCAGCAAGCUGUCCAAGGCCGAGGAGAAGAUGAACGGCCUGGACAGAUGCUAUUGUGAGCGGACCUGCAGUGUCAAGGGGGUCCUGUACAGGGAGGAUGAAUCCUGGACAGAUGGCUGCAAGAACUGCACAUGUUCAAACGGCACAGCUCUCUGUGAGCCCAUCUCCUGUGUCCCGCCUGUCUGCCCUCCUGACUCCGCCCCCGCGUACGUGCCUGGCCGAUGCUGCCAGGAGUGCCAGCCGGUGUGUUUAUUCAGAAAGCGGGUGUACGUGGAGGGCGAGAAGCAGGCGCUGCGUGAUUCCUCCGGAAAGUGUUUACUGUUUGAGUGCAGGGACAGGACCAUGCACCGAGUGGCGCCCUCUAUCUGCCCGGAGCUGAACUGUGCAGAGUCGGAGCAGAUGACCCUCCCGGACCGGUGCUGUAACGUCUGCAGGGGUCAUGACUUCUGUGCAGAGGGUCAUUGCUGUGCGGAGCAUUCGGAAUGCAUAAGCUUGGAGACAGGACCCCGCUGCCGGUGCCGGGAUGGCUUCCGCUCCCUCCGCGACGAUGAGGCCUAUUGUGAAGACAUUGAUGAGUGUGCAGAGGGGAGACACUACUGCAGAGAGAACACCGUUUGUGUCAACACCCCUGGGUCCUUCAUGUGCAUCUGCCACGCAGGCUACAUCCGCAUAGACGACUAUUCUUGCACAGAGCACAACGAGUGCGCCAGUGGACAGCACUCCUGCGACGAGAACGCGCUGUGCUUCAACACUGUGGGGGGCCACAGCUGCUCAUGCAAGCCAGGCUACACAGGCAAUGGCACAAUCUGCAAAGCCCUGUGUGACGGUCUAUGCCAGAACGGGGGCACCUGUGUUUCUCCAGACACGUGCAUUUGCCAGCAGGGGUUUACCGGGAAGAGAUGUGAAACAGAUAUUGAUGAGUGCUCCAGUGGCUUUGUGGAGUGCGAUAGCCGAGCUACCUGUAUCAACCUGCCCGGUUGGUACCACUGCGAGUGUCGUGAUGGCUACCACGACAACGGGAUGUUCUCAGCCAAUGGGGAGUCCUGUGAAGAUAUUGACGAAUGCGGGACUGGGAGGAACAGCUGUGCCAACGACACGGUCUGCUUCAACCUGGAGGGUGGGUACGACUGCAGGUGCCCUCACGGGAAGAACUGCACCGGGGACUGUAUCCACGACAACAAGGUCAAACACAAUGGCCAAAUCUGGGUCCUAGAGAACGACAGGUGCUCCGUGUGCUCUUGUCAGAGCGGGCUGGUCAUGUGUCGGAGGAUGGUGUGCGACUGUGACAAUCCCACCGUGGACUUGUUCUGCUGCCCGGAGUGCGACCCGCGCCACAGCAGCCAGUGCCUCCACCAGAAUGGACUCCUGGCCUACAGCACUGGGGCGUCCUGGGUGGAAAGCUGCCAGCAGUGCCAGUGUCUGCAAGGCGAGGUGGACUGCUGGCCCCUGUCGUGCCCUCCUGUGGACUGUGAGUUCACGUUGAUCCCUGAGGGUGAGUGCUGCCCGCGCUGCGUCACCGACCCCUGCCAGGCUGACACCAUCCGCAAUGACAUCACCAAGACAUGCACAGACGAGCACGGCCUGGUCCGCUUCAGCGGCUCCUCUUGGAUCAAGCAUGGCACGGAAUGCACUCUCUGCCAGUGCAAGAACGGACAUGUCUGCUGCUCGGUCGACCCCAUGUGCCUAUAGCCGCCACGCCGUGCUGCGCUGGGGCGGGGCGGGGCAGAGGGGUGGGGGCAUCGGGGCCCAUUUGUACAGCGUCCCCUGCGACAACUCCGUUCCCAAUCCACAGACCUCUUUAUACCAAAUACAGACGUGCGCCAUACCGAACGGAUGGCAGAGAACCACCAGGCCUCUGAUGCAGGAGGCCGUCGACGUUGCUUCAGGUAGCCAUUCGCGUUGAGGGAAAAAAAACACACAUCAAGGAGAAACUCUGUAAGUCUCUGUACAAAGUACCCUAUACUGGCAUGACUGUACUCGAUGUUGACCGUUUACUGAUUUUUAAUUCUUUCCAUUCCUAUGGAUCGUGGUGUUCUCAGUAGUGAAAGUCACCAUCCGUUUAGUUCCUCUUCUUUAUGAAACACACAUUCUGUUGUUUGGUAGCUCUUUGUUUAUUUCCCAUUUAAUUUAUUCUGUGGCUUG
This is a messenger RNA of Scleropages formosus (Asian bonytongue), 3275 nucleotides long. RefSeq names its product neural EGFL like 2b (gene nell2b). Lineage: Eukaryota; Metazoa; Chordata; Actinopteri; Osteoglossiformes; Osteoglossidae. Gene Ontology annotation, molecular function: calcium ion binding; heparin binding; protein kinase C binding. The record is from RefSeq and is a predicted model, not a curated record. Bases 384 to 2822 code for a protein of 812 amino acids. Gene Ontology annotation, cellular component: cytoplasm. The transcript has 20 exons.